CUGUGGGCUCGUCGCGCCCGCGCCGAGCCUGUUUUCUCCUCGCGGGUAGGGGUCGUGUCCGCGUCCGCGCAACCAUAUAUACCCAGACCCCAGUUUGGUUCAGCACACCAAAUACUCUCAACCUUUCACUCCCGUCGCACCAAAGGCAUCAACGAACUGCCAAGUUAGCUACACGCAGGAACGCACGAUGGCCUGCGCCUUCUUCUUCGACGCCGAGCCGGUCGGCGAGCCCGGCGUGCACGCCCUGGACGCGUGCGCGCUCUGCACCAAGCCGCUGGCGCGGGACAGCGACAUCUUCAUGUACAGAGGAGACACGCCCUUUUGCAGCGACGAGUGCCGCCAGGAGCAGAUGCAGCUCGACGCCGCCUGCGCCAGGCAGGCGGCCGCCCGGAGGCAGAAGCAGUUUUCUUCGGGAACGGAGUCCGGGCGCGCACGCCGGGAGUCAUGGGAGGUUUCCGUCGCGAGCUAACGGGUGUCAGUGCCAAGCUGCCUACGCACUUGAGUCAACAAGAUCUGCGUACACGGAGACGCCGUCGCCCGUGACCAACUGAUAAGCGCGGGAUCGACGAGACUCGCCCUGGUUGAAGAAGCAAGAGGCGGGUCGUCGGAGUUGCUCACGGCAGGCCGGCAUGCACGGGCCGCCGGUCAAGUGAUUUGGGCAUAAACGCAGCGGAAAGGGGCUGGACUGGAUCUGAGCAAGUCAAUCAAACAGGAUUCUCCACGGCCUUAGCCGGCCAUGCGUGCCCCUCGCCUCUCCUUUUUUUUCCUGCGUUAAUGUCAGUUCUGUAUGAGAGCGAAUUUGCAACGGCACUUGCACUGGGUUCGUGCAAUCCCGUUUCUGUUCAUGAUUCAGCGUGCGUGCUAAUGGGAUUUUACAAGCUAAA
Molecule: messenger RNA, 884 nt
Organism: Triticum aestivum (bread wheat)
Lineage: Eukaryota; Viridiplantae; Streptophyta; Magnoliopsida; Poales; Poaceae
Product: FCS-Like Zinc finger 2
Exons: 1
Coding region: 188-469 (93 amino acids)
Biological process (GO): regulation of DNA-templated transcription
Molecular function (GO): zinc ion binding
Source: RefSeq, a predicted model, not a curated record